Anarrhichthys ocellatus (wolf-eel) is the source of this 4778-nucleotide messenger RNA. It is a transcript of the gene sned1, whose product is annotated as sushi, nidogen and EGF-like domains 1. The record is from RefSeq and is a predicted model, not a curated record. Lineage: Eukaryota; Metazoa; Chordata; Actinopteri; Perciformes; Anarhichadidae. Bases 137 to 4312 code for a protein of 1391 amino acids. Gene Ontology annotation, molecular function: calcium ion binding; Notch binding. The transcript has 33 exons. Gene Ontology annotation, biological process: cell-matrix adhesion; Notch signaling pathway.
ACAAGAAGACGACAGGCCUAUUUCAAUCAGAUGCUCCAACCCGGUGUGUAAGCGGAGACCCUGCAGUGAAGUGUGCGUGCUCCUCCCUCCCCACCGCGGUGCCCGCUGUCAGCUCCAUCCCUGGGUGGCUGAGGCCAUGGUGUUGGUGCUGCGAGCCCUGCUGCCCUGCUUCUGCACGCUGCUCUCCCUGAACCUGCUGCCUGGAGUGGAACCCGCCGUGCCCCUGGAGGACUUCUACCCCUUUGGCCAGGACAUGGGGGACUCCCAGACCAACUCUCAGGACGACGGAGGCUCCAGGCUUGUGCAGAUCUCCGUUGCUUUCCCCUUCUUUGGAGACAAGCACACGGGACUCUACGUUAACAACAAUGGCCUCGUGUCUUUCCUGAGGGAGGUGUCUCAGUUCACACCUGUGGCUUUUCCGAUCGCCGGGGACAGGAGGGUCGUGGCCCCGUUCUGGGCUGAUGUGGACAACCGUCGAGCAGGGAGGGUCUUCUACAGAGAGAGCCGGGAUUCCUCCACCCUGAGGAGGGCCUCGGGCGAUGUCAAGGCGUACUUCUCAGAGUUCCCCAACUUCAACGCAACGUGGGUCCUCAUCGCCACGUGGCACCAAGUUACUUUCUUCGGAGGCAACUCCCUCACACCGGUAAAUACUUUCCAAGUGGUGCUUAUUACCGAUAGAGAGCUUUCCUUCACGAUAUUCCAGUACAAUAACAUCACUUGGACCACGGGCAUGCAUGCCAGCAGUGGAGGAAACCUGGCUGGGCUGGGUGGGAUUGCAGCGCAGGCAGGUUUCAACGCCGGCGAUGGAAAGCGCUAUUUCAACAUCCCCGGCUCGCGCACGGCUGACGUGGUGAACGUUGAGGGAACCACCAACGUGGGCUACCCGGGCAAAUGGGUCUUCCGUAUAGACGAUGCGAAUGUGGAAGUGGGUGGCUGCAAUGAUUCCGCUUCAGUGUGCCCACACCUGCGACCGUGUCUGAACGGAGGACAGUGCAUCGACGACUGCAUCACAGACAACCCCUCCUUCACCUGCUCCUGCUUGGCCGGCUUCACCGGCCGGCGGUGCCAGAUCGAUGUCAAUGAGUGUGCCUCAAGUCCUUGCCAGAACGGAGGGACUUGUGAAGACCAGAUUAAUAGUUUCCUAUGUCACUGUCCACCUGGAUACACUGGGAUUCAGUGUGAAACAGACAUUGACGAGUGCAAAGACAGACCGUGCCUCAACAACGCUCUGUGUGUUCAAGGCACUGGCAGUUUCACCUGUGUGUGUGAACCGGGUUACACUGGUGUCCUGUGUGAGACAGACAUCAACGAAUGUGAGUCCCAGCCCUGUCUCAACGGAGGAGAGUGCGUCGAUCAGGUGGCCAACUUCACCUGUAUUUGUCCUGCCGCCUUCACCGGAGCGCUCUGCGAGACAGAGUUGGUGGUGCUGCAGGUCAAUUCAACCGAGGUGGAAAACCAAACAGCCGCGUGUGAGGAGUACAACUGCACGAAGCACCGGAAUUGUGAAGACGCCGGCUCGGGAGCCUACAACUGCACAUGUGCUCCAGGCUUCUAUGGUGACGAGUGUGAAGAGGAAUGUCUUUGCCAGAAUGGGGGUGUCUGUGUGGACAUCAAUGGGACUUGUGAAUGCCCUUCAGGCUACACAGGACUCUACUGUCAGUUUGAAGUAACCCAGACGCCAUGCAGUAACAGCAGGCCGUGCCCUGAUGGCGGUCCUUGCUUGGAGUACGGAGGGACCUACCUGUGCACAUGUCAGACUAGUGCAGCAGAGCUGGACCACAAGGACUUCUACCCCUAUGUACAGCCCCGAUCGGUCUGCGACUCCUCUCCGUGUCUGAAUGGGGGCUACUGCUACGAGCGGGAUGGAGGCUACACCUGUGAAUGCAAAUACGGAUACUUGGGGAAGCACUGUGAAAAAGUUAGACUCAAUACCUGUGCUUCUGGCCCCUGCCGCAACGGAGGCUCCUGUAAGGAAGAGGCAGGGAGCUACAGAUGUGUGUGUCCUUACAGAUUCACUGGAAAACACUGUGAAGUGGGGAAGCCAGACCCCUGUGCCUCCAGCCCGUGUCUGAAUGGGGGGACAUGUUUCCACUACAUAGGAAAGUACAAAUGUGAAUGCACAGAGGCCUUCAGCGGCAGGCACUGUGAAAGAAGCAGGAGCUCAGUACAAACCCCCGCAGCGCUUGGCUGCGGGCUGCCUCCACAAGUGAAGCACGCCGAGGUGCAGUUCUCCUCAACAACAACAGGCUCCAUGGCGGUCUACAUAUGCCACUCAGGCUUCAUAUCUGUGCCCAGAGCCACCCAGAGCAUCUGUGGCAUUCAGGGAGACUGGAGCCAGCCACCCAUUUGUGAGGAGAUCAAUGGAUGCCUGUCACAGCCUUGUCUUAAUGCCGGUACAUGUCGGAACCAGGUCGGAUCCUACCAGUGUGAGUGCGAUGAUGGCUUCACUGGAAACCGCUGUCAGACAGUAGAAAUAAACGGAUGCCUGUCGGAACCCUGCAAGCACGGGGGGACAUGUGAGGACCGGCCCGGCUCCUACGUGUGUCAUUGUUCUCAAGGCUUCAAAGGCCAGAACUGUGAAAUAGAGCAGGACGGGUGUGAGUCCAACCCUUGUCUAAAUGGAGGCGUGUGUCGAGGUUACAGGCGGAAUUAUUUGUGCGCAUGCAAAGACGGCUUCUUUGGGGACCAGUGCCAGAUGUUGGAGAACCCGUGCGUACUGCAGCCUUGUGGAAACCGUGGCCUCUGCAGGAGUGACAAGAGAGGGAACUACAACUGUGUUUGCAGAGUCGGACACACAGGCAAAGACUGUGAGAAAGACCUGUUGCCUCCCUCCGGUCUCCAUGUGCUGCGCGUGGAAGAGAACGAGGUGGAGCUGCGCUGGGACGAGCCGGAGCCCUCACACAGCCUGAUGAGCGGGUUCCUUGUCACGUACGGUCCCCUGGGCUGGAGCAAUCCCAAAACUGACAUGCUGGAGAGGCAGCAGUCCUCCCACGUCAUGCGAGGCCUGGUGCCCGGCCUGCUGUACAACAUCUCCACCUUCUCCAUCAAACGCAACACCAACAGCAACGACAACAGCCAGCCUGCCACCGCACUCAUACGCACCAGACCUGAGCCGGUGGAGCAGCUUCAGGUGGUCAACGUGUCCUCCUCUCAGGUGUGGCUGAGCUGGCUGGUUCAGGCGGCCCGUCAUGCGGCCGUCAGCAGGGUGCACGUGUCUCUGUUGCCCUCAGACGGCGGCGAGGCUCGCACCGCCGUGCUCAACACGAGCACCACGGAGCACACGUUCAGUUUGUUACUCCCUGGUCAGAUGUACACGUUGGAUGUGUUGACUCAAAGUGGAAUCAGACCGGAUGAGUUUCCCUCCACCAGCCACUCAGCUGGACCACUGCAAUUCUGGACAAGGCCUCUCCCCCCACAGAACCUCUCCCUGUCACAUGUGACCACUAACUCAGCCCUGAUCACCUGGAGCCGCCACCCGAGAAACGUCCCAGAUGGCUUCGUGGUCAACGUGACCCGAGGGUUGAACACCAGGAGUCGCUUCCUGCCCAACGGGAAAUUAGGAUCGUAUACCCUGCGCGAACUGACGCCAGGACAGCACUACUAUGUGGCCCUGAUGUCGGUGAAAAGCACAGGGCAGGAACAGAUCCACAGCAUACCUCAACACUUAGCCUUCACUACCUUGCCAAUGGGGCCACGAUCAGGGAGAAGAGAGAGGCCGAGCGGGACUGGACAGGGGACUCAGGCGGUACGCACACUUCCCCCAUCUCAGCCUCAGGACCUGGGAGGCACGACAGAAACAGAGAACGCAGAGGAGUUGCCCAGAUACACAGAACUCAUUGACAGAAGGGGAAAGAUAACAGCCAAGUUCACUCACUUGCCUCGAAAAGCUGUUCGACAUCGCACUAGACCUGACGCACCAACGAGAUUAGAGAAGAUGGAAGAAACAACAAACAAAAUCAGCCUUGCACUUGAGAUUCAAGAAGGUUUAGGAACGAAGCCUGAGUUGCCACAGGACUGCCGCAGUCUGCCCUGCCUGAACGGGGGCACAUGUGUGAGCGGAGGCGACUCCUUCAUCUGCGACUGCGCAGCGGAGUUCAAGGGCAGACAGUGUGAGCUGUUGUGCCAGCGAGUGCCGCACCCCUGCACCCGUCUCUACUCUGAGACCAAGAGUGUGCCCGUGUGGGAGGGUGGAGUGUGCCACUACCUGUACAAAAGGACGUAUAAAGUACAGCAGGAUGUUUGUUAUCGAGAGAUUUGUGAACCGACGACUCCAAAGAAAAGUCAGAUCAGAAGAACAAACAGACAACAAUAAAAGAGCACUCGGGUACUGAUGAAAGGACCGUCAUCACUGUCAUGUGAAAAGCCCUAACUUCAAAUUUGGUGUUUAUAAUCUACUUGAAGUAACUGAUUAUUUUUUGUGCUGAGAAACUCUGUCAGCGCCCACUGUAACAUUUUUUUUUUUUUAGAAACAGUCCAUCAUUCAUGUGGAAAUAAGGUUGUGUUUGUUCAUUCCUGAGAGCUGUGUUUGGAGCUCCACGCCUCAUGAGAGGACUUCAGUCGAUCAGAGGACACAUCAUUUAUCAUUGCCGAUGCUCGAUGACUGAUUCUACGCACAAACACACACGUGUGCAAAUGUUAACGGUGAGCAGUCGGCUGUACCGCAUCGGAGACCUUAUAUACCUCAUGUCCAUGUCCAUGCUGACACAUUAGGAGAGGUUUUUUAGGAUUUGUGAUUCAGCUGCAGGUGUUGUCCCUCAGGUAAAAUAACUGUAGAGUGU